UGUGUGCGCGCGCGCGUCUCAGAAGCAGGUGCAGGUGCACAAAGGAAUCUCAGGCUCAGGUUUAGUAAAGGUUAUCUCAUUAUCUGGGCUGUUUCAUUGCCAAGUUUGUGUGUCGUGUGUGAAUGAGGGAGCCUGUCUGAACACGUGUAAUGUAGGCACUAUGGUUUUUUUUUUCUGAAAAGUUUGUGUUUGUCACUUUUUCAUUUAAAUCUGCGUCUUUAUGUCUUCAAAGUAUAUGAAAGGGUGAUUGUUAAGUGAGAGUUUAGAGUACAGGAAAUAGAGAGAAAUAGCAACAGGGAGGAAGUCAAAACAUGGGCUUUGGUGCCAGAAAAAAAGAGAGAAGAAAAACUGACUCACUCACUUGCUCUGCUCAGCUGGCUCCCCAGGAGCAGCAGUGCGUUGGCUUAGAGCAGUGGAGGGCCGUGGGCUGAAGGCAAGGCAGACAAAAGGGUCCAUGUGGAAAGUCGUAAUCUCCCCAGGACACCGCUCACCACCAGCCCCACCUCCUCUCCCACCCCCAUCUCCCCUCCUCCCAUCCCCAUCCCUUUCCACGCCGCUCACCUCCCACCUCCCACCUCCCACCCCCAACCCACCUCGCUUCCAUCCCCUUCCAUUGCUCUUGCUCAGCAUGUAUGCUCAUCUAAGAGAAAGUCUGCAUGGAGAGAGAUACGCUUGGAAAUUUCGGAAUUGGGAGGUGGGGCGGUGAGGGGGUAGACUUCAAUACUCUCUGCCAGGGCCGCUGACCGAUUUGGCCGGGCCCGGGACAAAGUCAUCUGAACUACACACAUAAAAUGUAAUGGAGAUCCAAUUCUGCACCACACACACCCCACUCUGGGCCCAGGACAACUGACCCAUUGGUCCCUUCCGCUGUCGGCUUCCCUGUUCCAUGCUGCUCGUGCUGCUAAGCCACUUGUAUGGUUUGGGUAGGGACCAAUGAUUAGCCCCAGUCCCACUGUGGUUUUGAUUCCACGUGCUGGGAGCCAAGCGUUGCACUCUUGACAUUCUUAGGUGAUUAUUGGUGGACUGCAUUGACCACUUUUCCACUUGCCGUUACAGUAAACCUGACUAGUCUGCUUGCUCCUGCUGCUGCUGCUGCUGUUGUGUGAUAGCUCUGUCCACGUGGUAGGCUGGUCUGCUCUUGCUGUCCUGAAGCGACUUAGUACAUUUUCCACAGAAAAAUUGUCAACGUCAACACACAGUAUACUAGGACAUUGAGGAGUCACUGACGAACACUCUGAGACAGUGGUAAUUACUUAGGUCUUAAAAGUUUCGAUGUAAGCAACUAGACUUCUUCUUUGAGUUUGUCCCUGAGAUUUUUUUAAUUUAAAGUCUUUCUGCCUUCUUUUUGUGGAGUUAGAAACUGGAAUGUCAAACUUUGACCUGUCCCGCAAUUCAAUUUGCGGUCACUAGGGACAUCUAGAUUUCUAGGAUAGCAAUGGUGAAGAAUCUUAAAUAUUCCUGGUUCUGGUUCGUGAUCUGUAUCACCGCCAAAAUAUAAUCACUUGUACCUUUGGUCAUUUCCAUCGACUCCAAAAAGUUUCAUCCAAAUCCGUUCCUAAGUUUUUGAUUUAUCCUGCUGACAAACAAGCAGACAGACAGACAGACAAACAGACAAACCAUGGUGACCGAAAACAUAACCUCCUUGGCGGAGGUAACAAACCGCCCCACCCACGUGUUGCCACAUUAAGCAGAACAGAGGAUGGUUCUUGGAAAUAGGAGCAGAACAUCUUCAAGCUGAGAGAAGAAGUCUAGUACCUUACAUCAAAAGUUUGAAUAACAUGACCUGUUUCAAUUAGAAUCAUCAUAGAUGUAUUGCAGUGAGGUAAUGACACAGAAAAGAGAUGUUGGAUUCACAUCAGAGUACAGAGAUUGUUUUGCUUGAGCUCGUCAUCACUAGGAGAUUUCUUGGACUGGAGAUAUAAAGACAGAUGAGACAAGGUCUUUCCAGUUUUCGUGGGAGGAAGGACAUCUGUAUGUGUGUGUGUGUGUGUUGUGAGUCCCUCCCCCAGGAGAGUGCUUUUUCCCAGGGUCCGCUCACAGGAAACGCCCCUGCUCUCUAGGCCUCACUUGAGGACCCUCCACAACUCUCCAUCUGGUCAACUGAACUGCUUGGUUCCGGCAUCUUUGUUUGUAUUUAGCUUUGCAUGCUUGUUUAGAUUCUCAGAUGUCUGCAUUCCCCUCUGCUGGCAUAAACCAUGGAAAAAAUGCUAGCAAUGAUCAUCCCUCUCUUUUCUUUUCAAAUUCUUGGAGGCAGAUCCAUCAUAUCCAAUACCAUGUGGUCUCCACACAGCCUCAUCCUCCUGCCUGUUUUUCAUUAAAGAACGAUUUGUUCUGAACAACUUCUCAUCCGGAGAGCUUUUUAAAAUAGCCACACGUAAAUAGUGUGCUUUGUUGUGUCAGCUCUAUAAUUUCUAUUUACCAGCACUCUCCUUCCAUUCAGUUGGCUCAUAAUGAUACAAUGUUCCCACUCUCAAGGCCUGUUAUUAAGCCUUAUCCCUUUCUUCUGAGAAUGUGUCAAUUCCCUUUGUUCAGCAUACAAAUUCACAUCAUGUGAUUGUAUCAGGCGAUUCUCACCAGUCAAACACAUAGAGCACAAGGGGACUGCUUGAGUUCUCACACUCAGGCCUGGAUUGGUAAUCUGGCAAACAGAACGUUUCCCAGUGGGUCUAUUGUCCUCACGUGUUCAUACAAUUGUUUUUUUUAAUGUUCAGACCGGCCCAGACUUCCAUACAAAGGCAAACUGCAGUAACAACGUUGACAUUGAAACUAAGGAAAAGGCCUUCAAAGCAUUGGUAUUAAGUUGGAAGUUGUAGUUAUUGAAAAUUUGACAUCGCACACUUUCGAAUCAUAAAACUUUGUCACAAGGUGCAAGAUUUUUUAUGAAGACCUCAGCCUAAAUUCAACUUUGACUAAAUAUGGUUCGACUCCCGACCCGCCAGGUUGGUGGGGGGAGUAAUCAACCAGUGCUCUCCCCCAUCCUCCUCCAUGACUGAGGUACCCUGAGCAUGGUACCGUCCCACCGCACUGCUCCCCAUGGGGCGCCACUGAGGGCUGCCCCCUUGCACGGGUGAGGCAUAAAUGCAAUUUCGUUGUGUGCGGUGUGCAGUGUUCACUUGUGUGCUGUGGAGUGCUGUGUCACAAUGACAAUGGGAGUUGGAGUUUCCCAAUGGGCUUUCACUUUCACUUAUAUGUAGUUACUGCACUUUGCCUUUGUACCGCAGCAUACUGUGGUUUAGAGGGGGCUAUGCAAAAAUUCCGGUGCCUUGUCUUUGACCCCAGUUCAGCCCUGCUCACACCGGCCUGGCACCCUUUAUGAAACAACCUGCAGGUUGGCACAGGAAAUAUCCACUGCAGAUGUUUGUUUUAUUUUAUUUUUUUACUUCUCCUAAUUUUAGCCCCUGUGACCAGGCGAGCGGCCUAUAGAGGCUUUGAAAAGAGAAACCUGAAGAUGGCGCCCCACAGUAACCCCUCUGACAGACACACACACACACACACACACACACACACACACACACACACACACACACACACACACACACACACACGCACCCAAACCUAUUUUUGUGGGCACCCCUCCUGACAGUACACUCUUCUCCGGAGACUCUCUCUUGCACUCUCUCUCUCUCUCUCUCUCCCUCUCCCUCCCUCUGUGUUGCGAGUGUAACUCUGCACGUGUGGUACUGAUGAAUGCCCGGCGAGGCAGAGCAGAGGGAGAGGAACGUGCAGUAGGCAGCCAUGGCAAACAAACCUCCCGGGGUGUUUACUGUCCACAUGGCCAUGAGGGAAACAAACAGAUUUUAGCUGCCGCCAAAAAAGGCACAGCCUGAAGGGGCUUUAAAGACAAGCUAUGGACCCACAUAUGAUUGAUGAGGUGACUGACAACCAUCAGGACAUGGACAGCCUGAACAGGAAUGUUCCAGCGCAUCCCAGACAGACGCACCAGGUGCUGCAGGGGACCCCCUUGGACCUUAUAGAGACCGGCAAAACCCUGAAGGUCCAAGCAGAGCGCCCCCAUCUGGUGAGCCUGGGAAGUGGUCGUCUGAGCACCGCCAUCACACUGCUACCUCUACAAGAAGGAAAAACCACGCUUGGACAUGGGAACACGGACAUUAAUAUCCAGGGUCCCGGAGUCACUGCCCAGCAUUGCUACAUCGAAAACAGCAGCGGGAGCAUCACCCUCUUCCCCUGUGGGAACAUGUGCUCCAUGGACGGCCUUCGCGUCAACAAGCCCACCAAGCUGUCACAAGGGUGCAUGCUGUGCUUUGGUCAAUCUGCCUUCUUCCGCUUCAACCAUCCAGAGGAGGCCCUGAGGAUGAAGAACAUGUUGCCUGGCGGGGGGAGCUACAAGCCCCACACCACAGCAGACCCCCACUCCAUGUUAAACGGGAACCACCAACACCAGCACCACCAGCAGCAGCAGCAGUCGGGUGGUCGUGAUGGCGUCCGACCCGGCCACGGCACCCUAGUGCGCUCCAUCGAGCAGGACCUCCAGGACAUCAUGGACUCCCUGGCCAUGGACGAGGCCCAGACGGCCGGGCACCUCCCGCACAACCCCAUCCCCCAGUCCUCCCCGCUCUCGCCCAUGACGAAUGGGGGCAGUGGUAGUAGUGGACGUUUCCCGGCAGCCCCGACCUCCCCCACCAGCCCCGGAGCCAUGUCAGUGGGCUCCAGCUAUGAAAACACCUCCCCGCCCUUCUCGCCUCUCUCUUCCCCCUCGGUGACCAGCAGCCCUGGGGGAGGUGGAGGAGGUCAGCAGGACCAGGCCAACCCCCCUGUCCCAGCAAGGUCAUCCAGCUUCAGCCACAACUCCCAACACCCCGUGCCCCAGCCGCGCUCCAUGGUCCCCAAGCCUGGAAGUAGCUCCUCGUCCUCGGGCCACAAGGUUCAGGAGAGCCCCAGGUUCCACAGGAAGGCCUUGGUGGAGACACCACCCAGCCCGACAUCUCCGCGCAGGGACCCCACGCAUGGCUCACGGGGGCCCUCCUCCAUCCCUGUCCCUGGUGGGGACAGGCAGACUAACCAUUCACGGAUCACCACCACCACCACCUCACCAGGGAAGUCCACCCCGACCAACUCGUCCCCCUCCCCGGCCUCCUCCAGCCCCAGGUCCAGCGUGAGCUCCACAGCCCAGGAGUGCCCCCCCAGCCCCAUGCGGCAGCAGGCCCGCUCCUCCAGCCCCGCCAAGCAGCCGGGCAGCCACAUCCCCCGGCUGGCCCAGUCCUCCUCAGUGGACAGCCCUGGUCCUCAGCACCACCCCCACCACCACAGCCCUCUCCAGCCUCCCCCUUCACGCGCCGCCACCCUGGCCUCUGGAAGCCCACAGGCCACCCGCCGUGCGCUGCCCCCUCCCAGCCCCUCAGCUGUGCGCAGGGGGGUGGGGAUGCCGGUUCUGCCGGGGGCACUGCCCGGCGUCCCACUGACCCCUCGCAGUCCGCUGAACAAAACGGUCCCAGAGAGCCCGCGACAUCAGCGCAGGGUGACCUCCCCCGGUGGCUGUGACGAGGACAGCCAGCACCAGGGGCUGGGGGCGGGGUCGAGGGGCAUGCUGAGGGCACGUAGUCCGUCCCCCUCGCGUCUCAGGGACCAAUCAGCAGCCAGCAGCGGGAGGGCAAAAGGCGGGCACCACGGCACCGGCAACACAGCUCCCGGAUUGGGCAUGCAGCCAGGGGUUUCCCCCCUCACCAGCCCGCGGGCCCAGAGGAAGGCAGGCGUUGGCGUGGGCGGCGGGGUUGGCACGCCGGGCAGGGAUGGCGGCGGGGCGGCAGUGGUGCCCUUCAGGCGCGAGCGUAAAAACAGCAUCUCUGAGAUCAGCGACAACGAGGAGGAUCUGCUAGAAUAUCACAGGAGACAGCGGGAGGAGAGGCUCCGGGAGCAGGAAAUGGAGAGACUGGAGAGGCAGAGGCUGGAGACGAUCCUGAGUCUGUGCGCGGAGUACAACAAGGGCGACGGCCCCCCGGCAGUGGGAGAGCUGGUGGGCAGUGGCAAGACGGGCCUCUUCCCCGGCAUGGAGGAGGGAGGGGGGCCCACACAGCCCCAGCGACCCCCGGCUGACCCCAUUGCUGCAGGCGUGGCCGGCUCCCUCCAGCACGGACACGGGAUAGGGCUGGGGCUGGGGCAGAGCCAGAGGCAGAGGGAGAGGGAGAGUGACGAGGAGAACCUGACGGAGGAGUGCAGCAGCACGGAGAGCCAGCACCAGGACCACGAGGACUCAGCCCGGGCGGCAGGCGUCGGAGUCGGUCUCAGCGUCGGCAUCGGGGGCUCCCAUCAGGAGCUGGUCUAUCUGGAGGACGAGCGGCUCAGAGUUCUGGCCCGCGUGGACGAGCUCAAGGCCCGGGUCACCGAGCUGGAACAGCAGCUCCAGGAGUCCAGACAGGAGGCUGAGAUGGAGCGGGCGUUGCUACAGGGCGAGAGGAGGGCGGAGCUUGAUCAGGUGGAGGCGGAGUUAGAGAUCAUUAACCAGCUGCAGCACAAGCUCAGCGAACUAGACAGCGCCACCCAAAGGGAGAAAGAGAAGGGAAGGGCUAAUGUGUCAUCUGAACGGGACGUCGUGGAGCGGUUGCGUGCCGGGUACAAUGAGCUGAAGAGCCAGCUCGAUAAGUGCCCGGAGUCCCUGAGGGAGCAGUUGCAGGAACAGCUGACAAGGAAAGCGGAGGCUUUGGAGUCGGGCUCCAAGCGCUUUGAGGACCUGGAGUUCCGUCAGCUGGAGCGCGAGAGUGCCCUGGAGGAGGAGAAGGAGACAGUGAGCCGCCAGCUGCUCCAGGAGAAGGCCGACUACCACCGCAGCGUAGCCAAGAGGAAGGAGCGGAUGGCAGCUCUGGAGAUGCAGGCCAACCAGCUGGGCCUUCAGGCCGCGCAGGAAUGCGAGCGUAUGGCCAAGGACCGAACGCUGGCCCUGCAGAUGCUCCAAAAGGAGAGAGAGCAGUUAACCGGCAUAGAGAAGCGCUACCAUGACCUGACCGGAGGCAAGAGCUUCCCCAAGUCCCCCAACACCAUGAAGGAGGAAGUGCUCCACAUCAGUGAGCCUGACCUCCUGGACGAGGUCUUCCCUCUGCAGCUGCCCCCCGGUCGCCCUGCUGCCCCCUACUGUCAGAACCCUGCCCCGCACAUAAAUAAUCCUCUACGACCUCAGGAGGAGUAUCUGCGUCUGUCGGACGUGUAUAAGAUGUAUGGGACCAGCUGUGUCCAAAGCCACUCUACCUCCUCGGUGCCCCUCUGCUACCCCUCUGCUGCCCUCUCUGUAACAUCAGACUCCCCCCGCGAGCAAUACAUUACGGUGGGUCAGUUGAACGAGCUCUACGGGAUGCCCAAGGUGGAUCCCUCCCCCACGUCUCCCUCUCCUGGCCCCGUUCCUACCCAGUCAUUCCUGCCUCUUAUCCCCGAGCCCCCUCCCUCUAGCCACAGACUGCUGUUUGGCUCCACACGUUCUCUCUCCACUGAGAGCCAGCCUGAGCUGAGCAGGCCUCACAUCCCCAGGCUGGAUUUAGAGCGUUGGUACCAGGACCUCCUGAAUGCUGGGGAGCCUGCUCAGCAGCAGCAGCCCUGCCCUCCCCCUCUGCCUGCUAAAUCCCACUCCACUCGCAGGCCCAUGCAGGUGUACCGGGGCAAGCUUGAUGGAGAGAUGGGCCGGGCAGGCAGCACCAACGGGACCUCCACUCCCCCUUUGCCAUCCAACACUGGCCUGCCAGGCAGGGACACGCCGACAAAGAUGCUGGGCCAUCCCUCCAGCCUCUCCAAGGAGCUGUCGGAGCUCUCGCUCACACAUCUGGACCUGGAGACCAAGAGACAGAUGGCACUGCAGGGCAAAGUGGCAGGACAGUCUCUACUGGAGGAACAGAGGAGCAGAGCCGGUGUCACCACGACGUCGACAGCAGCAGCAGAGCCGCCCAAGCAGAGCAGACAUGCAGUGGAGCUGCAGAACCACUGGGGGGCACUGCAGGGCUCCCAAUCGCAACUCAACAGCAUGUCAUUCCCCGCGUUUGGCAGCGGUGGUAUUGGCAUGGGUGGUGGUGGUGGUGUGGUGCACCACUCUAUCCUGCACCACCAGGCCCCUCCCCCCGGCGCUGAGCAGGCUUUUGACACCCUCAGCCUGGAGAGCUCCGACAGCCUGGAAACCAGCGUCUCCACGGGCAACAACUCCGCCUGUUCCCCCGAGAGUGGUAUUGGCAUGGCCAGCAUGAGACUGGAGGAGAUGGAGAAGCUGCUGAAGGAGGCCCAACAGGAGAAGGCCAGACUGGUGGAGAGCAGGGAGCGGGAGGCGCUGGCUCGCCGGCAGAUGCUGGAGGAGGAGCGGCGGAGGAGGGAGGAGGUGGAGAGGAGGCUGCAUGAGGAGACGGCACACCGGCACAGGCUCAUCGAGGAGGAGGUGAAGAUGAGGGAGAAACACUGCUCUCAGGCUCGUCCAAUGACGCGGUACCUCCCGAUCAGGAAGGAGGAGUUUGACCUGCGCUCGCAUGUGGAGUCAUCGGGCCACUGCGUGGACACCUGCCCGUUUGUUAUCGUUAGCGAGAAGAUGUGCAAGGGCCACCUGGUCAAGAUGGGAGGCAAGAUCAAGUCGUGGAAGAAGCGCUGGUUCGUCUUCGACCGACUCAAGAGAACUUUCUCCUACUACAUAGAUAAGCAUGAGAGCAAGCUGAAGGGAGUCAUCUAUUUCCAGGCCAUAGAAGAGGUCUAUUAUGAUCACCUGCGCAGCGCCACUAAGAGCCCGAAUCCGUCGCUGACGUUUUGCGUGAAGACGCACGACCGCUUGUACUUCAUGGUUGCCCCGUCGGCCGAGGCCAUGCGCAUCUGGAUGGACGUGAUCGUGACUGGGGCCGAGGGCUACACGCAGUUCAUGACCUGAGAGAAGGGCGCCACUCCAUGGAUCAGCCAUAUGGAGAGAGGCAAUGAGGAAAACAGAAAGAGAGAGAGAGUUUGUGUGUCAGAUUGGACUGGUUGUUACCACAGGAGCCAGGGGGGAGCUGGAUGGAGGAGGUGAGAAGACUUUGCACCUCUCCCAGCCAAGAGCUUAUCGACUGACUGUGGCCGCUGUGGCUCCUGCCUCGGCUGGAUGUGGAAGGGGUAACAUGGCCCUGAGUAUGACUCCAGCCUCUAAGACAAAAACAAAACUUCCCAGAGCCUAGUGAUAUGCUCGCAUCACAUCCAAACAAAAGGAGGAGAUAUUUCUUUCUUUCUUUCUAUCUCCAAAAAACAAAAACAAAAAAAGGAUCAUAUGUAAGAUCCUUCGAAUGGUAUUGACUAAUGAACUACCGGUAUACUUUAUUAUUGUUUUUUUGUUGUUUUUUUCAGUUAAAAAAAAAAAAACGUAUUUGAUACGAAUGGUGCUCAGGCGUCAACAGGGGGACUCCGAUCUCCAUCACUCACCAACCCCUAGUGCAUCAGUGGAGUCCGCCUCUGCAUCUUCACUCGGUUCACUCUUGUUUUUUUUUCCCCCACAAGGAUCCAAAUUUGCGAAUAACUUGCGGUAAACUUGCUCCUAACUCACUUCUCCCCCUCAUAAUGAUCAAUUCCUCUUUACAUACCUGUAUGUGUUAGUUCAUUUUUUACAAGCUCAACACCAGCAUCAUCACUUUAAUGCCUUGAGAUAUACAUACAAAGGGAGAUUUUUAAAUGUACAGAAAUUGACAAAGUAUUUGCUGUAAAUAUGGCCACUGAAAUGAUCCCAAAGCUUAAAAAAAGCUGUUGUUGUUUAUUUUUUAAGCAAUUUACACACAUACUUUAGACACACGUUAUUUGUCGACGCUUACAGGACAUUUAUUCGUAUAUGAUGAGAGUGACCCUAUACUAUGACACAGGUUACAAGACAGAAGACAUUGACUGUCUAUGGACAAUACGAGUGUAAUAUGUCAAAAACUAUACAUUAUCUUAGCAUGUACAGUAUAGACAUACAUAUUGCAGUAUUGAAAAAGAGAAGAUUUCAAGUUAACCUGCUGCUUCAGUUCAAAAGAAAAAAAAGAUAUCAUGAAGAUAUAUUUAAAUCUUAGAUUGCUUUUGAUAUAACAGAGACGAAUAAGCCGUUUAUUAUUGUCACAUACAUUUCAUAUUUAUGUCCGUACUCUAUUCUAUCUGAAAUUAUGAAUCUAUUAAUUAAUUUGCUUUUUUGUACAUUUGAAUGUCAUGGUUUUAUACUACGGAAAAGACUUAAAAAGUUAUUAUUGUGAGCCUUUUAAUAUUUCUUUGUGUGUGUAUGUUGUAUGAGAGCUUGGACCCUCCAUAGACAGAAAGAUGACACAGACGACCCAUAAUCUAACAACGCAACAUCCUGUCACAUCCAGCAGACACACACACACACACACACACACACAAUCCAUAGCCUAAACCACACCAACCUGUCAUUACCCAGUACACACAUGCACGCACACGCACACGCACACACUGCUGACUGUGCCAUAUCUGGAAACAAAACCAGACAGAGGACAUAAUGUUGAGAACAGCAGUGGCUGAUUAUACAUGUGCCUUCCUAUUGCCUUUUGUUACUGUAUGUUGGCUUUCUAUUCGCCAUGCUCGCUAACAGCUUCAUUACAAGUAUUUCUGCUCUUCAUAUACAUACAGUAUGUGUCAAGUAUUCAUUUUUUUACCAUGCAAAAUUUCUUCUUUUAAACAAACAAACAUACAAAAACACAAACAUAGGCCUUUGUAGUUACUAACCACGUGUUUGUUAUUUUUCACUGUUAAUUGAACCUUGUUAUCUAUCUAUAAAUGUCUGGGCCAAAUAAAAGAGUGUUAUAGUAAAGAA
Molecule: messenger RNA, 10732 nt
Organism: Engraulis encrasicolus (European anchovy)
Lineage: Eukaryota; Metazoa; Chordata; Actinopteri; Clupeiformes; Engraulidae
Gene: phldb1a
Product: pleckstrin homology-like domain, family B, member 1a
Exons: 25
Coding region: 3848-8839 (1663 amino acids)
Biological process (GO): regulation of microtubule cytoskeleton organization
Cellular component (GO): basal cortex
Molecular function (GO): protein binding
Source: RefSeq, a predicted model, not a curated record